Messenger RNA from Xiphophorus maculatus (southern platyfish), 1239 nucleotides. It is a transcript of the gene ska1, whose product is annotated as spindle and kinetochore associated complex subunit 1. Gene Ontology annotation, cellular component: outer kinetochore; mitotic spindle; spindle microtubule. NCBI's taxonomy places the organism in Eukaryota, Metazoa, Chordata, Actinopteri, Cyprinodontiformes, Poeciliidae. The record is from RefSeq and is a predicted model, not a curated record. Gene Ontology annotation, molecular function: microtubule binding. Gene Ontology annotation, biological process: cell division; chromosome segregation; mitotic cell cycle. Bases 304 to 1032 code for a protein of 242 amino acids. The transcript is spliced from 8 exons.
UGAGCUAGCUUUCAAAUAAACCGGGAAUAUCUGUUUAUGUCUAUUUUAUUUGGAAAAAAAGUGUGUGGUCUGUCUAGCUGGGGUUCAAAUGAAAUUAAAGCAAAGUUCUCCGGUGAGACUAUCCGGUCCUUAGAAGAUGGUAGAAUGCUCCUGAAGACGCCACAAAAUCAUCACUAGCAAAAGACCUUUUCACACAUGUUCGCCUCUCAUCUUGUUAUUAAUGAGUUUGAAUGGAAACCUGUUAAGCCUGAAGGCCAGAUAUAAUCUACGGUAAUUGUAUGUACUGCUUAAUCGAAAAGGACAAUGGCUGACCUGGAAGAAAUCUGCCAACACUUUCAGAAUAAACUGUCAUCCUUACAGUGCAUGCUGGAUUUGUCUGCUGCUGACUUUCCCCAGCAGAAGAUAAAGAAACUGGGACAAGAAGUAUUGGGACUAGGAAGAAUUCUGGAGGAGUUUGAAGAAUGUGUCGAUCAGCAGAAAGAGCAACUAAAGCAGCUAAAGGAACUUGAGAAGUUAUUUCAAAAUGAUCUGGAGAGUGUUCAGCACAUGAAGGACAACUUUCCCACACACAUUCCUAAAAGGAAAAGUCCUGUCAAGGACAACAAGCCAGCAGAUGAUCAGCCAGCCCAGGCCGAAAAGACUAAGAAGAUCAGCAGGAACUUAGUGAAAGAGUUGGAUUAUAUCACUGUGCAGGAAUAUGAGAGCAUCCCUCAGUACAUGAAAGGACGUGUUUCAUAUGAGCAGCUCAAUGCUGUGGUGGAAGGCAUUAACACUGCUGUAGCAGCCAAGUAUAGGAUCCUCUGUCAGCCACUGAAGGCUCUUAAUAAUCAUUCACGCAAGUUGCAGCAGCUCUUCAAGGACCAGGAAACCAAAGAUACAAAAGGACAGUUUUUUGUCGUGGAGGAGGACAUGCGUGAAUUCACCCAGAUGAAAGUGGACAAACGCUUUCAGGGGAUUCUGAACAUGCUGCGACAUUGUCAGCGUCUCCGUGAGGUCAGAGGGGGCGGACUGGUCCGUUACGUGCUGAUGUGAAAGGACACACUUCCUUCUUAGACUUAACACCAUGACAACACUGUAGGCUGUAAUUAUGUAUGUUAUAGUCAGGGAGACUGUUGUGGAUUCUAUUGAGCAUUUCUCACAUUACUUGUGUUAAUGAGACAAAUUUUGUUUUUGAUUUGGAUUGAAUAUUUGCUAAAAUUGCAAAACCUUUGCAGUAUUAAAGCAUUUAUUUUUUCUCUG